Molecule: messenger RNA, 456 nt
Organism: Alternaria hordeiaustralica
Lineage: Eukaryota; Fungi; Ascomycota; Dothideomycetes; Pleosporales; Pleosporaceae
Exons: 2
Coding region: 1-456 (151 amino acids)
Source: RefSeq, a predicted model, not a curated record
AUGCGGACACGCGAGAUCAUUACUAAACGUCGCACAGUACUUAAGACGUUCUGGGAUUGGAUCGCCGAGGUCAGAGCACUACAGGCAUCACUUGACAUACCCAAGGAAGCGUUCAACUUCACCUUUUAUUCUGACGCAUCGCCCGAAGACACUAGAAAGAUAUUCGAUCUCAUGCAAGAGGCAGCGGCCUGGCAGAAGGCGCUCGGCGAAGUUUCAAAGUCCGGCUGGCAUGCUGUGAGUUCCGAUUACUCGAAAUACCUUUGGGACCCGUCCGGGCUGGCCUGGCAGGCACUGCAGGAUAUAUCGGACGGUUCCUCUAGCAUCAAGUGUGACUUUGACAUGGGCGAUUCUGUGGAUCCAAAACAGCUGUAUCGGGGGGACGGUUACUGGCAGCACGAGAAGUUUGGCGCACACUGCGCGGUGCAUGACUCUAGUAGUUGGGGGCUCUCGGGAUGA